GAGCAGAGGAGGGAAGUGGGGGAGAGAGGCGCCCUGGAAGCGAAGCAGCAAUGGGGGAGUCCAGCGGGUCGGCCUCCGUGUCGGUGGACGUCGAGCGGAUCUCCUUCGGCGGCAAGGAGCAUCUUGUGAGGACGAGAUGUGGCUCUGUAACAGUUGCAGUGUAUGGAGACGAGGACAAGCCUGCGCUUAUUACCUACCCGGAUGUAGGUUUGAACUACAUGUCCUGUUUCCAAGGAUUGUUCUUCUGCCCGGAAGCUGCGUCUUUGCUGCUCCACAAUUUCUGCAUCUACCACAUCAAUCCUCAGGGGCACGAGUUGGGAGCGGCUCAAAUCCCAUCUGAUGUGCCGGUGCCAUCUGUUGAUGAUCUUGCCGAUCAGGUUGCAGAUGUGAUCGAUUUCUUCAGUUUAGGAUCUGUGAUGUGCCUCGGUGUCACGGCUGGUGCCUAUGUCCUCACACUCUUUGCGACAAAAUAUCGGGAGAGGGUAAUAGGACUGAUGCUGGUUUCCCCUCUGUGCAAAGCCCCAUCCUGGAGUGAAUGGUUGUAUAAUAAGUUAUUGUUAAAUUUGCUCUACUAUUACGGGGCUCGAGGCCUGGUCAAGGAGUGCUUGCUUCAGCGGUACUUUAGCAAGAAAGUGCGUGGGGAUGCUCAAUAUCCUGAAUCAGACAUCGUGCAAGCCUGUAAAAAUUUGCUCGAUGAGAAGCAGGGUGAAAAUAUUUGGAGAUUUCUCCAAUCGAUAAAUGAGAGGCAUGACUUAACAGACUCAUUGAGGAAAUUGCAAUGCCGCACACUAAUUUUUGUGGGAGAGAACUCAGAAUUCCAUGAGGAUGCCAUCCAUCUGACCACAAAGCUGGACAGGAGAUACUGCGCACUAGUUGAGGUGCAGGAUUGUGGCUCCCUUGUAACUGAGGAGCAGCCGUAUGCCAUGUUGAUGCCAAUGGAGUACUUCCUUAUGGGAUAUGGACUUUACAGACCGUAUCAGCUGAGUGGCAGUCCUCGCAGUCCACUGAGCCCGUGUUGCAUAUCGCCUGAGCUGCUAUCUCCUGAGAGUAUGGGUGUGAAUCUGAAGCCAAUAAAGACUCGGGUCACCAUCGACUUCUAACACUGGGAAACAAGUCUCAGGAGUCAGAAUGAAAACGGACUACCUGUAUUACAUUACAUCUAAUAAAACUGAAGGCAGCCACAAGCUGGUUGCUCUAGGAUGAGUGGUGGUCGCACCUUGCUUAUAUACCAUGGCAAAUGGCCAUUUUUGUUGAAGAUUAACAUAUAUAAUGUACAUAAAAAAGAAAGAGCAGAGGGGAACCCCGUAGUAGAGAUAACCAGGAUGCUUCUUUGUUCAAUCUGUUUUGUAGUCAGCUGUCAGCACAAAUGUACAUCUCAAAGUAGUUUGACAGAAACAAUAAGAAAAGAAUCACUCUCCAGGGUGUUAGAUGUUCGUCUUUCAUAC
Molecule: messenger RNA, 1445 nt
Organism: Panicum hallii
Lineage: Eukaryota; Viridiplantae; Streptophyta; Magnoliopsida; Poales; Poaceae
Product: protein NDL2-like
Exons: 11
Coding region: 51-1100 (349 amino acids)
Source: RefSeq, a predicted model, not a curated record